CGGAAGAAAGAAGGGUUGAGCGCGCGCUUCUUCCUUGGGGAGCCUUUCGGGAGCUGGGACGCGGCGUGGUGACGGGGGGGGGGGCGGAAUUUACCGGAAUGUGUGGAUGGGUUGAUGGGAAGUAGGCGAAGGUUUCUUCCUGCCGGGAUGCAAAACCGUAUUUGCUUUCGAAGGAGAGGGCGUAUUUUCCGCCGAAUAGAGCUUUGCGGUAGAAACGCGAAGAAUCGCGCUUAAGCUGAACGGAUCUCCAGAGGAUUCGAGCACAGAAAGGAUCUGUUUAGCAAUGAUGAAUGCAGAUAUGGAUGCUGUUGAGACUGAAAAUCAAGUAGAACUAGAAGAAAAAACACGACUUAUUAAUCAGGUUUUGGAACUGCAGCAUACACUUGAAGAUCUGUCUGCAAGAGUAGAUGCUGUUAAAGAAGAAAAUUUGAAACUGAAAUCAGAAAAUCAAGUUCUUGGACAAUAUAUAGAAAAUCUCAUGUCUGCCUCUAGUGUUUUUCAGACUACUGACACAAAAAGCAAACGAAAAUAAGGCGCUGGUAACCAAACUAUACUAUUGUAUUGCUGCUGCUUUUGUUUAAUUUUAAAUUGCCUAAGUCUACAUAAUACUCUAGUUUGUAUCAUCAUUGAAGAUCUGAAGAUUUAAUGGUAGUUCUAGACAUUUUAAUUUUUUUAAUGAACUGGACAGUGCAAAUCUGUAAUGUCAGCUUUCAGCAAGAUAGCAUAGAGAUAUUUAUUACUAGCACAGUCUGAAUACAAGUGCUUUUGAAAAUCAAUUCUGCUUUUAUGGUUAAUGUCAUACAUGGUCAAGUACUUUAACUAUCAUAGUUUUUAUAGUAAUAUUAUUUGCUAUAUAUAGCAAAAUAAUGCAGUGUUGUGCAGAGUGGUAUGAAAAUACAUAUUUGGAAUAAGUUAUUUGCAUGAUUUCUCUUUGUCCCCAAAAAAGUUGAACAUUCUCCAUCUCGUUUGCAUCUUUCUUCAUGAAAAUCUGUGCCAAUUCUUCUAGAAAAGACAAAUGGAGUCUUUUGGAGACGGAGGGUAAUUCUUUAACACGGGGAUAUAGUAAUAUAAUGUAUUGCUUGCAAAAUUGUAAAGAGGAAAAAGAACACUCCAAAACUUGGCAUACCACUCUCCAAAAUAAAUAAAUUAUAAUUUUUAAAAUGUCUUAAACUUCCUUUCACUUAUUGGGCCAUUAUAGUGCUGCAAUUGAUUUAAGUAGGUCCACGUUACAGAACACUUACUUGCAUGGUAAUAUUUAUCAGUUGUGAUAAUACAAGCUUAGGAGAAAUAAUCUUGUAAGCAGUUAAUAGAUAUAUUGAAGAAUUUUCACUAGUAAUAGGUAUACCUUUUCUGCGUAAUUCCUAUUAACUUACAACCACAUUUUAGCCCCCACAGAUGUUUUGCUUUUCAGUAUCCAAAUGAAGUUAGGGUUUUUCAAGCACGCAGAUCUCUACAAAAAUAUUAGCUGUUACAGAGAGGUACCAAAUUCUCUGAUACAAUUCAAUCAGUUAAUUGUAGUAAGGCUUAUAUAUACUAGUUUUCCAGGAUAAGCAAGCAACUUAAUUAGAUGCAGGUAUAUGCACAAUGAAUACCUGUGAAUAUACACAGUAAUGCUGUUAAGAAAUUAUGUAAUGUUCAUUAAAGGUGAGCUGUAGGGAGUCAUUUUACUUUUGCAGAUUGAACAUGCUUUCCUUGGUCUGAUGUCACGUAACUGUGUUGAUAUUGCAAAGAAUGAGAGUUGCAGUCCCAAUGGACUUGGAAGAAGCAAUAAUUAGGUUUUUAGGAGGGUAUGUGGAAUGGAAUGGCUUCUAAUUUGAUCUGGUUCUAAUGUUGUUUGGGAUUUUCUUGCCAGUUUCCUUAAUAGAAGCAUAAGGAUGAUUCAGUUUCUAUCCUAAGCAAUAGUCUGUUUUGUAGGCAGAAUAGUAUUUCUGUUUUGGGGGGGACAUAAGUGGUAGUAGCCAAGGGUUCAACAGCAGUAUUAUCAUAAUUGAUACUUGUGUAAUAGGCCUGAAAGAGAUAGGAAGUCUCUUUUAGUGAACUAUGUCCACCUUUAAUGCUUUUUUUCCUCCCUGAGGAAUCCCAGUAGGAAAGAUUCUAGAAUAUUUGUUUGCACUAUUCUAUAAGGAAUGUGUGUUUAAAACUAGUUUCACUUGCCCCAUUUCCAUUGAUCUUGUAGUAAGUCAAACAACUUGCUGAACUAGCAGUUUUCCUAUUCCCUUUCCCUCUAUAGGUGCAAUGCACGUGCAACGUUUCAGGUUCAAAAUCAAACAUUUGGACUGUGCAGGGACACAGCUGAUGGGUGAUUAACUGCCAUCUUACCACUUGGUGAAAUGCAUGGGGAUUCCUCAGUCUCUUCUCUUUCUACACCACUUCAGACAUUUGAGAAAAAUGGGAAUGAGAAAGGAAACAGCUUGUGAAUGGCUGUGAGUUAAUGCAGAACAAGCCAGGAAUCAUCUAGUCCUAGGACCACAUGAUCAAGAGACCUGAAUUAACAGACUUUCAGUAAUUUAGCAGAGACAGGAGAUUAUUUAGAACUGACCAUGAGAUGCCUGCAAUCUGCAAGUCACUGGUAUUUGCAGCUCCAAUGGCAAAGAUUAGUGAGCAUUAGUGACAGAACAAAAGCAAAGAACUAUUUGACAAGCACCCAUUUGUUCACAGGAAUUGUUUCUACCCAGUUUCAGACCAACUCAAACAGCUAGCAGUGUGAGAAGGUGCCAUCUAAAUAUGACUGUUAAUGUGAUACUGAGUUUUAAUGUCCUAGAUGUGAUUGUUACUGUGAACAAACCCACUACUGGGGCUUAUGUUCAAAAAUGUGCUGUUAUCUCAGAAUUUACACUAAAUAAAAACUUUUAAAGUUUA
Molecule: messenger RNA, 2859 nt
Organism: Candoia aspera
Lineage: Eukaryota; Metazoa; Chordata; Lepidosauria; Squamata; Candoiidae
Gene: SCOC
Product: short coiled-coil protein
Exons: 4
Coding region: 284-532 (82 amino acids)
Cellular component (GO): trans-Golgi network
Source: RefSeq, a predicted model, not a curated record